AUGUCCGAACAUAGCCUCCUCUCUCUCACAAUAGCAAAGCCGCCACCCUUCCAUCUCAUCACCAUGAAGGCCUCCAUCUUCGUCGCUGUGGCCUCAGCCGCCCUCGUCUCCGCUGCCCCAACACCAGCCGUCCUCGAUGCUCGCGCUCCCCCCAACAUCCCCAGCAAAUCCGCUGCUACCACACAGCUCGCUGGUCUCACUGUCGCCGCCCAAGGCCCACAAACUGGUUACUCCCGUGAUCUCUUCCCCCACUGGAUCACUCAGUCUGGAGCCUGCAACACACGCGAGGAGGUCCUCAAGCGCGACGGCACGAAUGUCGUAACUAGCAGUGCAUGCGCCGCAACCUCUGGAUCGUGGUUCAGCCCCUACGACGGCGCUACAUGGACCGCAGCCAGCGACGUCGACAUCGACCACAUGGUGCCAUUGAGCAAUGCCUGGAAGUCCGGCGCAGCAUCAUGGACCACAGCCCGCCGUCAAGCCUUCGCCAACGACCUCACAAACCCCCAGCUCCUCGCCGUAACCGACAAUGUGAACCAAGCGAAGGGUGACAAGGGCCCCGAGGAGUGGAAGCCCCCGCUAACCAGCUACUACUGCACGUACAGCAAGAUGUGGAUUAAGGUCAAGAGCGUGUAUGCGCUUACUAUUACGAGUGCGGAGAAGAGUGCGCUUACUAGUAUGUUGGCUACUUGCUCGUCGUAG
This is a messenger RNA of Alternaria infectoria, 699 nucleotides long. RefSeq lists its product as uncharacterized. Bases 1 to 699 code for a protein of 232 amino acids. The record is from RefSeq and is a predicted model, not a curated record. The transcript is spliced from 3 exons. Lineage: Eukaryota; Fungi; Ascomycota; Dothideomycetes; Pleosporales; Pleosporaceae.